Messenger RNA from Papilio machaon (common yellow swallowtail), 474 nucleotides. RefSeq lists its product as uncharacterized. The transcript has a single exon. Bases 10 to 474 code for a protein of 154 amino acids. NCBI's taxonomy places the organism in Eukaryota, Metazoa, Arthropoda, Insecta, Lepidoptera, Papilionidae. The record is from RefSeq and is a predicted model, not a curated record.
GACAAAAGAAUGCCAGUGAAACUUAAGGGUUUGGUGUAUAAGUCCAUGAUAAGACCAGUCCUCAAGUACGGCAGUGAAACGUGGGCCAUAACUCAAAAGAACGUGCAUACCAUUCAAGUUGCUGAAAUGAAGAUGUUGAGAUGGAUGUGCGGCGUAACCAGGCUCGAUAAGAUCCGCAACGAGUUCGUGCGAGGUAGCCUCGGUGUGCGCGAUAUCGCUGAUAAGAUGCAGGAGAGUAGGCUGCGAUGGUAUGGUCACAUAAGGAGGAGGCCGCCGGACUACGUCGGUAAUUUAGCACUACAUCUUUCCCUUCCCGGCCGCAGAUCCAGAGGCAGACCCAAAACUAGAUGGAAAGAUGUAGUGCUAAAAGACAUGAGUGAGUGCCAAGUCUCAGAUGAAGAUGUCGAGGACAGGGCGAGGUGGAGGAAACUAAUUGGAAAAGCCGACCCCACCAUUAUGUGGGAUACGAGCUAG